Messenger RNA from Megalops cyprinoides (Indo-Pacific tarpon), 966 nucleotides. RefSeq names its product COP9 signalosome complex subunit 6. Gene Ontology annotation, cellular component: COP9 signalosome. NCBI's taxonomy places the organism in Eukaryota, Metazoa, Chordata, Actinopteri, Elopiformes, Megalopidae. The record is from RefSeq and is a predicted model, not a curated record. Gene Ontology annotation, biological process: protein deneddylation. Gene Ontology annotation, molecular function: metallopeptidase activity; protein binding. The transcript has 10 exons. The coding region runs from base 16 to 966 and encodes 316 amino acids.
AUUGCACCGGAGAAGAUGGCGACGAGCAACGGCGGCGGAAUGGAGGUGGAUGGGGCAGCCUGCCCCAGUGUGAUGGCGUCGGGUGUGACAGGGAGUGUUUCGGUGGCUCUGCACCCCCUCGUCAUCCUCAACAUCUCAGAUCACUGGAUCCGGAUUCGGUCUCAGGAGGGCCGGCCCAUGCAGGUGAUUGGAGCUCUGAUCGGCAAGCAGGAGGGCAGGAACAUUGAGGUGAUGAACUCCUUUGAGCUUCUCUCCCACACUGUGGACGACAGGACGCACAUAGACAAGGAGUACUACUACACUAAAGAGGAGCAGUUCAAGCAGGUCUUCAAAGAUAUGGAGUUUCUGGGCUGGUACACAACGGGCGGCCCUCCUGACCAAUCAGAUAUCCACAUUCACAAGCAGGUGUGCGAGAUCAUUGAGAGCCCCCUGUUCCUCAAGCUGAACCCCAUGACCAAACACACUGAUCUGCCAGUGAGUGUCUAUGAAUCAGUCAUUGACAUCAUCAAUGGAGAGGCGACCAUGCUGUUUGCGGAGCUCACCUACACGCUGGCAACCGAAGAGGCGGAGCGUAUCGGCGUCGACCACGUGGCGCGCAUGACGGCCACCGGCACCGGCGAGAACUCCACAGUGGCCGAGCACCUCAUUGCUCAGCACAGUGCUAUUAAAAUGCUGCACAGCAGAGUCAAGGUCAUCCUGGAGUACGUCAAGGCCGUGGAAGCAGGUGAGGUUCCUUUCAACCAUGAGAUCCUGAGGGAGGCCAAUGCGCUGUGCCACAGACUGCCUGUUCUGAGCACGCUCAAAUUCAAGACCGACUUCUACGACCAAUGCAACGACGUGGGUCUCAUGGCGUACCUGGGCACCAUCACCAAGACCUGCAACAGCAUGAACCAGUUCAUCAACAAGUUCAACGUCCUGUACGACCGCCAGGGCAUUGGCCGGAGGAUGAGGGGGCUGUUCUUCUGA